Molecule: messenger RNA, 506 nt
Organism: Staurois parvus
Lineage: Eukaryota; Metazoa; Chordata; Amphibia; Anura; Ranidae
Source: the annotation of a GenBank genome assembly
AGGGAUUGGCAGAGAGGGAUGGAGGACACUGAAUGGAAGCCAGUGGAGGGAUUGGCAGAGAGGGGUGGAGGACACUGAGUGGAGGCCAGUGGAGGGAUUGGCAGAGAGGGGUGGAGGACACUGAGUGGAGGCCAGUGGAGGGAUUGGCAGAGAGGGGUGGAGUACACUGAGUGGAGGCCAGUGGAGGGAUUGGCAGAGAGGGGUGGCAGAUACAGAAUGGUUACCAAUGAAGGGAUUGGCAGAGGGGGGAGGCAGAUGUGGAGUGGUUGGUGAGGUGGAUGAGUCUAGGUGCGGAGUUCAGGAUAGACUGGAGAGGGGAUAGCAUGAUGAGGGAGUGUACGAGUUGUUUGGUGGUGUCUGGGGUGAGGAAUGUGCGUAUCUUGGAGAUGUUGCGGAGGUGGAGACUGCAAGAUCUAGAUAGCAGUUGGAUGUGGGGUAGGAAGGAGAGGUGGGAGUCCAGGGUGACACCCAGGACUUUGGCGUGUGGGGUGGGAGAGAUGGUGGCG